AUGAAAGAGAAAAAAACGAUAAUAUAUUAACGAAAUAAAAUGAUAAUAAAUUUAAAAUUGUAAUAGCUGGAGAUAGUAAUGUAGGAAAAACAACUCUUUUUUGGUAAUAUAUAGAAGGCUAUUUUCCUGAUGAUGUUUCUGAUUUAAAAGUAAAUGGAUAUAUGUAACUAUGGUAGAUUUUAAAAUAAAAAAUUUCAUAAUAGAUGGAGAAUUGAUUAAAUUACAUAUAUGGGAUACUGCUGGAUAGGAAAGAUAUAGAUCAUUAAUAAGUAAUUAUUUUAAAGGUACACAUGGAAUAUAUUUUGUUUUUGA
This is a messenger RNA of Ichthyophthirius multifiliis, 312 nucleotides long. RefSeq lists its product as hypothetical. Lineage: Eukaryota; Ciliophora; Oligohymenophorea; Hymenostomatida. The transcript has 2 exons. The record is from RefSeq and is a predicted model, not a curated record.